Molecule: messenger RNA, 1794 nt
Organism: Exophiala bonariae
Lineage: Eukaryota; Fungi; Ascomycota; Eurotiomycetes; Chaetothyriales; Herpotrichiellaceae
Exons: 5
Coding region: 1-1794 (597 amino acids)
Biological process (GO): transmembrane transport
Cellular component (GO): plasma membrane
Molecular function (GO): transmembrane transporter activity
Source: RefSeq, a predicted model, not a curated record
AUGGAGGAGAACAAGUCAGUCCAUACGAAAUCUGAAGCUCCGGCUGCAGAACAGAUUGAAACUAGCGAGAAGCAAGUCUCCAACCUCCAUGUUGAUGCGGAAGAACAUGGCCACGCCGUGAAAGGGGACGAUUCCGAUGGAGUAAUCCAAUGGACUGCGAAGCAUGCUAUUGCCUCCCUAUCACUCGCUGGACUUUAUGUUGGUAGGUGUUUGCUUUCACCUGGCGAUGUACAGAAGAAAAUUCAGGCUGACAGCGUGGACACAGGCGCUCAAAUUCCCCUCUACUUCGUUGGAGGGUCUCUGACAUUCAUUGUCCAUGAUAUUGGGUCUCCGGAGAAGUCCUCCUGGCUGCCGGUAGCCAACACUCUAGCAAUCGCUUCUAUCGCUCCAUUCGUUGGAUAUCUGCAAGAUAUCUUUGGACGUCGAAACAUGUCCCUUUUAGGGGGCGUCGCCAUUAUGGUCGGGAUUGUCCUUAUUGGUACGGCUCAUGGAUUCGGUCAGGCUGUUACUGGGAUGUCCAUAGCUGGUGCUGGUGGAGCUGUUGGCGAGCUCACCGCACUUGCCGGAACCGCCGAACUUGUUCCUGUCAAGCAGCGUGGCCUCUACCUAGCAAUGGUGACAUUCUUUGUGGUGCCAUUCGUACCUUAUGUGAUGUACAGUCAGCUUCUAAGUACUUACCACACCUGGAGAUGGGGCAUGUGGAUCUCUCUGAUCUACAAUGGCAUUUGCUUCCUUGGAAUUGCUUUCACUUACUUUCCAGUUGCUACUAGGAGAGGAGACGGAGCCACGAAAAUGGAAAUCGUGAAAAGCAUUGAUUACGUGGGAGGUUUCUUGUCAAUCACUGGUUUAACCCUCUUCCUUGUGGCUCUCCAAGCCGGUGGGUAUUCCCAUCCCUGGACCUCAGCCUAUGUCCUCUGUACCCUACUUAUCGGUCUCGCACUUAUCUUGGUUUUCAUCUUGUGGGAGUACAAGUUUGCCAAAAAUCCAAUGGUACCGCGCCAGCUAUUUCGAGGCCAAAGAACUGUGGCUGUCUCAUACAUGGUGGCUUUCGUUGGUGGUAUGAACUUCUUUUCAUCGCUCAACUUCUUUCCACUCGAAGCGUCUACUGUGUUUUCGCCAGAUCCAGUACAAGUCGGAUUGAAAGGCUUGGCUGGGGGCUUAGGGGUUACAAUGGGAGCCACCCUCGUCAAUGCCGCCUUGUCAUGGUUUAAGGGAUGGAGUCGAGAGUUGCUGGUCGGCUCAUGUAUCUUGAUGACCGCAUUCGGAGGAGCUAUGGGAGCUGUGACUCCUGAUACACCCGACAGACUCUACAUUUUCGCCAUCCUUUCUGGGUUUGGCAUUGGCGGUGUCCUUGUGCCGGCAGCCACGAUCGCUAUCACUGUUGCGCCUGAUGAGGUGAUUGCCACUGCUGUUGCUCUGUCACUUUCUAUCAGGGUUGUGGGUGGAUCAAUCGGCUACAGCAUUUACUACAACAUCUUCUACCACAAACUCGAGACUCAGCUUCCCAUAGAAAUUGCUCAGGCAGCAAUUAAAGCUGGAUUGCCACUCACAUCAGCCGAAUCCUUUGUCGGAGCAUUCCUCUUGGAUCCCGCUGCCCUUGCAACCAUUCCAGGAGUCACCCCCGCGGUAGUAGAGGCCGCUACCAUUGGCACUCGUUCGGCAUAUGCCUACGCCCUUAAGUAUGUUUGGUUCACCAGUAUUGGGUUUGGUGUUUGUGCGAUUAUCGCCUGCCUUUUCCUCGGGAAUGUCAAGAAGUAUAUGACAAACCGUAUUGCAGCUCAAAUCGUGCACUGA